GUCAUUGAUAAAGGUCAACACUAUUAUACCGGCCCCUUGCUGUUCGUAUUCAUAGCGAAUUGUUAAACCGAUAACUGUAACAAAUUCAUUGUAUUGCACAACACAAACGACGCAUUUCGUGCGUGAGUUUCAGUCUGAUAGGUUGUGAAUUAUCUUAAAAAAAUGGGUUCCCGCUUCCAAGUUGUUCAACAAGGUCCUCCCAUCGAAGUUUUCCAAUUAAACCGUAUGUUUAUGGAAGACCCGCACCCGUCUAAAAUCAAUUUGAGCAUUGGCGCCUACCGAGAUGAAAAAGGUCAACCAUGGGUACUACCAGUGGUGAGGAAGAUGGAGAAACAGAUGGCUAAUGAUGAGACACUCCUGCAUGAAUACCUCCCUGUUCUUGGUAUGGAACAGUUCUCCGCAGCGUCUACCGCCAUGCUGCUGGGAGAAGACAGCCCCGCGAUCGCUUCAGGACGUGCGUUCGGAGUUCAGACGCUGUCUGGAACAGGCAGUCUGCGCGUCGGCGCUGAGCUGCUGAACAAACACCUUAACUACACCAACUUCUAUUACUCCGUGCCUACCUGGGAAAACCACCACUUGGUAUUCGUGAACUCCGGUUUCACGAACCCUCGCACUUACCGUUACUGGGACGCUAAGGCCCGAGCGAUCGACUUCGAAGGCCUCAUCGAAGACCUGCGCAAUGCCCCUGAGAACUCCGUGAUAUUGCUACACGCGUGCGCCCACAACCCAACUGGCUAUGACCCCACUCAUGAACAGUGGGAGAAAAUUGCAGAUGUUAUGGAGGAGCGAAAGUUGUUCCCAUUCUUCGACAGCGCGUACCAGGGCUUCGCGUCCGGUGACUUGGACCAGGACGCCUGGGCCGUGCGCUACUUCGUCAAGCGAGGCUUCGAGCUCAUCUGCGCACAGUCUUACGCUAAGAACUUCGGAUUAUACAACGAGAGAGUGGGCAACCUGGCUAUAGUGGUGUCGGACCCGUCGGUGGUGCAGGCGAUGCGGUCGCAGUUGACGUGGAUAGUGCGCGGCAUGUACUCCAACCCGCCCGCCCACGGCGCGCGCGUCGUCACCAACGUACUCACCAACAAACAACUAUUCGACGAAUGGAAGGACCACAUCAAAGCCAUGUCCUCCAGGGUGACUGAAAUGAGAGAAGCUUUGAGAGCUGAACUUAUCAAGUUGGGAACACCAGGCCAUUGGGACCACAUUGUCAAGCAGAUCGGUCUGUUUUCCUACACGGGUUUGACCCAGAAACAGACGGAAUAUUUAAUUCAAGAGUACCACAUCUACCUAUUAAAGUCUGGUCGUAUUAACGUCUGUGGAUUGAAUCCCAGUAACGUUCAGUACAUGGCCAGAGCUAUGCACGACGCCAUCACCAAAUUCCCAGCUGAAGAGUAAAAAUUUUAUUUCUUUCAUAUCAUUUAUAGUAAGCCUUAUAUCUUAUAGAAGUAAAUUGACUAAUAAUACUCCAAACUUUUUUACUGCAAAGCAUUUUCAACUUUUUUGUCUUAGUAAUAAGAUUAAGUUUCGUAAAGCAACAUGAUCGUGUCUGUUACGAAUCAUUUUUUUUAUAUUGUAAGCUGUAAGG
Messenger RNA from Spodoptera exigua (beet armyworm), 1582 nucleotides. The record is from the annotation of a GenBank genome assembly. Lineage: Eukaryota; Metazoa; Arthropoda; Insecta; Lepidoptera; Noctuidae.